Molecule: messenger RNA, 315 nt
Organism: Puma concolor (puma)
Lineage: Eukaryota; Metazoa; Chordata; Mammalia; Carnivora; Felidae
Source: RefSeq, a predicted model, not a curated record
AUGGAGAAGCAGUAUGUUUGCUACCAAUGUGGCACCCCUGAGAAGAGCAGGAAAAGUUUCAGCAGUUUACCCCAGACAAGCAAGAAUGAAGAGCGUACUCCUAACUUCCAACAGCGCUAUGCUGGGACAGAGCAUCGGAGAUUCACCACUUCUGUGGUCCGUAGGAGCCACUAUGAGGAGGGCCCAGGGAAGAAUUUGCCAUUUUCAGUGGAAAACAAGUGGUGGUUACUUGUUAUGAUGACUAUGUACUUUGGACCUGGAUUUGCUGCACCUUUUUUUUUUUUUAUAGUAAGACACCAACUGCUUAAGAAAUAA